Messenger RNA from Rodentolepis nana, 825 nucleotides. The record is from the annotation of a GenBank genome assembly. NCBI's taxonomy places the organism in Eukaryota, Metazoa, Platyhelminthes, Cestoda, Cyclophyllidea, Hymenolepididae.
AUGACAGAGGUCAAACCAAAUGGUGGGAACGCAUCAAAUGGGCAGGAAAAGACAUCCAGAUCUAGAAACUUGGCCAAAACCCUUGGGAAACUAGACCCAACGCAACUGAUGCAUAAUGGACGCUCGAGAGGGUCCAAAAUAAAUGACGAUGCAGAUUCAGGUCGUUAUGAUGCAAGAUAUAAGGUGGUUUUACUGGGAGAAUCGGGCGUUGGGAAAACCUCACUUAUUCAAGCUGCUGUAGGCGAACCUUUUAAUCCAACUAUGAUCUCAACUAUCGGUAUUGACUUUGUGGUACAAACCUACAACGUCGACCAUUAUCGAAUACAGCUGCAGAUAUGGGAUACAGCUGGUCAAGAACGUUAUCGAUCUCUAGCCGCAUCGACUUUUAGGGAUGCAAAGGCUUUUAUAAUCGUCUACGACAUAACCAGUCGCGAUUCCUUCCGCAGAAUCCGUGAAGAAUGGUUGAAGAUGACAGAUAUUCAAGGCGGCGAACCAGUGCCGAUAUUUUUCGCCGGAAACAAAGCCGAUUUGGUGCGCUUGAAAGAAGUACCUACAGAAGAUGCUCAAAAGCUUUCUCAGCAGCAAUAUGCGCAUGGAUUCUUUGAAACAAGCGCACUAAAUGGACAAAAUGUGCAGAAUUUGUUCCAAUCCGUCGCUACUGCCAUGGUAUCCACAUGGAGCAUUCCCCAACUCUUCUUUGCAAAUACUCCAUCGUUCCAGAACAAUAACCCAUUUCGAUUGAGUGACCAAAUGCCCUUAGGUCAAAAUGGGGCAACGAAUGCAGAUAAAAAGAAACGCACCGUUUUCCAAUGCUGUGCCACUUAG